UAUUCAUUAGACAUUAUUAGAGUUAUUCCCCCUUAUGCAAAUUACGCCAUUUGUUUGCACAUAAGUGAAAGAUGUAGGUUAAUGAAGUAUGGAAAAUGAUUCAGCUGGAGGAAUACAAACACAUCUUGUGAAGUUUGAUCAAAUAACUGUGAAACAAGAAGUUAUAGAUGGAGGAUAUAGUGUAGCUGUCCCCGGUAGUAAAUUAUGCUGUGAUAGACGUCAAGAUCAAUGUGAAAUUUCAGACAGUUAUCUCACAAGAGAUGAAAAUAAUGCCCAAUGUUUAGAUAACAUUUGUUUAUCUUUUGCCAGGCCAAAAAUUGAGACUGAAAUUCCAGUGAAAAAUGAAGAAUUUGAACAAGGAAGGAAAGAACCUGAAAACAAGAUUAAAGGACACGGCAGUGAGACAGAAAUAAAAAAGGAACAUGAAUAUGAUAAUACUAUAGAAUUUGAUAACACUAACUUAAUAACAAUAGAAAAAGGGUCUGUAAAGCUCGAAAGAGCAGUAGAUGUUAAGAUAGAAAAAGCAGAUGAAACAUAUGAAGAAACCGUGGUUGCUUACCAGCAAUCAAAUGCUGGAGGGGUUAAGGUUGAAAUUGUUGAAGCAACAGAAACUAACAAGAGUGUUAAAGAUGACAAAGUGGCUUGUUCUCUGACAGGCAGUAAAACAGAAGGUGUAAUUGAAGGUGAUGAUGAUGGUAAUGUACCAGGUAUGGUUACAAUGGAAGAAUGUACAGGGAGAGAAGAUCAAGCUCAGAUGGAAAAGAAGGGCUAUUUGUGUAAAGUGUGUAAAAAGACAUUUAUUAAGAAGAGUAGUUUAAGCAGCCAUGAAAUAACACACACUGGGGAGACACCUUUCAAAUGUCAAUUCUGUAAUAAAGGUUUCAAUGUACGAAGUAAUCUGAAUGUUCAUCUGAGAAUACAUACAGGUCAGCGGCCUCAUGUGUGCGAAAUUUGUCAGAAAACUUUCACGCAAGCUGGACAACUUAAAACACAUGAGAGAAUACAUAAAGGAGAGAAACCAUACAGAUGUAACAUGUGUACACGAGCAUUCCGCAGUAGCAGUGCUUUAAUUACACAUCAAAGAACACACACUGGAGAGCGUCCAUUUCCAUGUGACAUUUGUUCAAGGUCAUUCUCAACUUCGACGAGUCUUAAAACACAUCGCAUCACACAUAGCGGUACCAUGUUGUACGACUGUCCUGUCUGUGGGCGGCAAUUUAAUCGUAAAAACAACCUCAAUGUUCACAUUAAAAGGCAUAAUAAAAACAGAAGGUUUUCAUGCCCCAAAUGUAGUAAUGGGUUUGUCAUGAGAGCCCAUCUUACAGCGCACUUAAAGCGGACUCAUAAAUUCGAACUGAGUGCCGAUCAAUUGAAUAGUCCUGAAUUCCUAGAUAGUACUGAAGAGUUACACAGUGAAGCGGAAAUAGGGGAAGAUUCUAAUAUUGGAGGAGAACUCAAAUACAGCCAAGAUAUAGAUAUGAAAAUUGAAGAUGAGUGUGAUAGUCAAUCAGUAGAUUGUGAUAAUAAUGGGUAUCCAGUUAAGGGUAUUAAAAGUGAGGUACACGAAAUAGGUUAUAUGACAUAACAAUGAUAUGGAGUGACAUGAAGUUUGAAGCUAUUUUUAUUUUCGGUGAUAUUUUAUUAUUCGUUGGAAAGUGCGCACACGUUGACAUACAGAUUUGGUUUGGAGCUAUGAUCUGGCAUAUCAGUUACCCCAGCUACGAUGAAUUUAAAAUCGAUUUGUACCAUCGCUACACAGAAUCUAGUUUUUUCAUCUUUUCAGUUAAAAAAAAUCAUCGUAAAUAUGGACUAGCAGCUUUCAAAUUUGUUUCUUGUUUUGAUCUCAGACAUGUUCAAAAUUCAGAGACCUAAUAUCUUUUGCGAUAAGCUAGUGCCUUGCCAUAUUUCAAAUAUUUUUCUUGUCUGUAAAAUUAUUUUUAUCUUGAAUAUAUAGUUCAGUCAAAAUAUAUAAGACUAUAUAUCAUGAAGAAUUGAAUAGUCUAGAAUGAUAAAAAGCUACUUUGUCAGUUGUAUCAUUUUACUGUCUACACAGAAUCCUGAUAAAUUUUCUUUAAUAUUUUUUGAAUUUCAUGUUUUUUAUAUUUGUGUUGUUAUAUGAUUUAGGUCCAUAAGGCAAGCAAGGCUUGGUGCACUUUUAAUCAGUUUUAAUUAAAUUUGUUUUUUUUUAUUGUUACUGUCUGUUUCAAUACAUAAUAUCACAGCUAAUUUUUGUUUCU
Messenger RNA from Ruditapes philippinarum (Manila clam), 2237 nucleotides. Its product is annotated as zinc finger protein 771-like. The record is from RefSeq and is a predicted model, not a curated record. Gene Ontology annotation, molecular function: RNA polymerase II cis-regulatory region sequence-specific DNA binding; DNA-binding transcription factor activity. Lineage: Eukaryota; Metazoa; Mollusca; Bivalvia; Venerida; Veneridae. Bases 89 to 1585 code for a protein of 498 amino acids. Gene Ontology annotation, biological process: regulation of transcription by RNA polymerase II. The transcript has 5 exons.